Messenger RNA from Carassius auratus (goldfish), 2584 nucleotides. It is a transcript of the gene mepceb, whose product is annotated as methylphosphate capping enzyme b. The transcript has 5 exons. Gene Ontology annotation, molecular function: O-methyltransferase activity; snRNA binding; RNA methyltransferase activity. Gene Ontology annotation, biological process: snRNA modification. The coding region runs from base 357 to 2228 and encodes 623 amino acids. Lineage: Eukaryota; Metazoa; Chordata; Actinopteri; Cypriniformes; Cyprinidae. The record is from RefSeq and is a predicted model, not a curated record.
GUCCGAGCUGGCGUAUAUAAGCGCGAGGGUUUACUGUGCCACAGCACGAGCGUUACUGUUUUCGAGAGUGCGUGUCAUAAUUACAUUAUCUCUAGCGGAUGAGUGGCUUUAUAUAGUGUGCAGUGAGGCAUUUUAGAGUGAUUUUCGCGUGCGAUUUUACUCUCGGCGCGAGAAAAAGCGAAGAAACGAUCGCACUUAGUAGUGUGUGUGUGUGUGUGUGUGUGGUGCUCGCGUUUCUCUGGUAUUAUUCAUGAGCAACGGUGGAUCCUCCCAGGGGCGGAGUUAUUCAAAGUAGGCGUGGCGGUGGUAGAUAAGUGACAGAUGAAUCACGAUCCGUGCAGUCGUGUUAGAGGCUGAUGGAUGUGGUUCAGAGUGAGCUUCUGGUCGCCGGUGGGGUGAGUUUGCACGCUCACCCUCAGCCCAUCACCGUCCAGGAAGAGGUGACCGCUAACAUGGUGCUAACUGAACUCCCUGCCAAUCACGAGACUCCUCAGGACGGGACUCUACAUGUCGACCAGAUCAAGAAUGGCCUGCAGGUGCGAGGCGAGACGGCGCAGAGACUGAGCAAGCGGCGCUACACCACGAGCGCUGGGUUCAAACACCCGAGCAUCAGUAAACGCAGACGCCGCGCUAACUCCGAAUGCGACCCGGUUCUGCCCUCCAACUUCCUGCUGGGCGGGAACAUCUUUGACCCGCUGAACCUCAACAGCCUGUUGGACGAGGAGGUCAGUAAGGCACUCAAUGCCCAGACGCCCAAAUCCUCGCCCCUUCCCAAGAAAAGCAGGGACCCAGUGGAGAUCCUGAUUCCCAAAGACAUCACCGAUCCUCUGAAUCUGAGCGGACGCGGCGGUGAUGGAGCUGCGGGUGUGUUAGUGUCACCUCUGAAGACCCGGCGAAGACAUCGCAACCGACACCAUCCUGGAGCGACCGCUGAGCCAUCUGACAGUGAGAGGUCAAAGGUCAACGACGAGGGGUCGGUGAUGUUUCCUGCCAUCAGUUCAGUGCCUGACAAGGUCACAGACGGCGCUGCUGUGCUUCAGUCUGUAGAGGCGUCGCCGCGUCCUUACGAACUCAACACAUCAAUCAACUGCCGAGACGAAGUGGUGACGCCCAACCUCCCGCGGCGACGGUCACACCCCUCCUCCUCUAGCUCCGCCCCCCAGACACAGCCAUCCAAACACAGGAAGCGCAGACGAACCAACAGCCGUUCGGACCGCCUGUCCAUCACUCCGACUCCGCCCAUCAAGCAGAGCGUUGCACACAGCCAGACGUUUCACACUCCUGUUUUGGGCGGAGUCUGUGGAGCUCCGCCCCUGAGGGUGGAGAGAACCCCACAGCAGCGGCGCAGGAUGCAGCGCAGCUUCCAGUAUGGAAGCUACAACCGUUACUACGGUUACCGCACACCCUCGCUGACCGCAGACCCUCGCUUGGCCCUGUUUAGACCCGAGUGGUUCCGUGGGAAGAAAGUCCUGGAUGUGGGCUGCAACACGGGUCACAUGACCCUCGCCAUCGCCAGACACUGGAGCCCUGAGCGCGUGCUGGGUGUGGACAUCGAUGGCGCGCUGGUGCACGUGGCCCGACAGAACCUGCGCUACUUCCUGUCGGAGCUGCAGGGAUUGGAUGAGAGCGGUGGGCUGCCGGGUGAAGGGUCAGAGGUCAAGGCUGGAGGUCAGAUGGGGUUAGCGUCUCUGAUGGACCUGCAGCUGGACCACGGUCAAACGUUACGCAGGUUUCCCAUCUCCUUCACGCGCUGCCGUGGACCCAUCGCUACAUUUCCCAUAAUGCCUCACGUCCCGGGCCAGUUCCCCUGCAACGUGUACUUCCUGAAGGGUGACUAUGUUCCGGACAGUGACGAGGCGGUGAUGUCUCAGUGUGCGGAGUACGACGUCAUUCUGUGUCUGAGUUUGACGAAGUGGGUUCAUCUGAACUACGGUGACGCUGGAAUCCAGAGACUGUUUCAGCGCAUCUACAGACACCUGUUACCUGGAGGAGUACUGAUCCUCGAACCCCAGCCCUGGAGCUCCUACAGCCGGAGCAAGAGACUCACGGAGGUGACGUACAGGAACUACAGGAGCAUCAGACUGAAGCCGGAUCAGUUCAGCUCUUUCCUGACGGCUGAGGUGGGCUUCAGCAGCUACGAGCUAAUCGGGACGCCUCACAGCAGCGCUAACGGACUUCAGAAGAUGAUUUACCUGUUCCAUAAAGGCCCCGCCUCCAACAGGAAGUGAGUUUCAGGAAGUGUUUGCGUCACCAUGUGAUCUUCUGAUUGAACACAAACACGUGGUUUUGUAGCGUUGUGCUUCUGAGGUUUGUUUCUUCCUGUGCCCUACGGAGGGAGGGCUGGACUACUUCCUGUUUGCUCUGUUUUAACUGCAGCGGUGACUGUUUGACCUCUGACCUCAGAGGGUGGACUUCAGUGUGUUCUUCUGUACGUCUGAUUCAACGACAGACUGAGUGACAUUCCCUGAUGCUAUGAACACACUUACACUUUCACACACACACACACACACACACACACACACACACUCUCUCUCACUCACUCACUCACACACACACACACACACACACACACACACACUCUCUC